UCUCUCUCUCUGUCUCUCUCUCUCACACACACACACUCUCUUCCUCACAUCCCUGCCUCUCUUCCCAUCACAUCGCCGGCUUCUUUGCCUCUCAUCGUCUGUGUCUCUCUGCCACGCAGUCAUCCUUCGGCUCCCACUCGUGUCAGCCGGCUCUUCCUCUGCGUGUCCUGCGGUCCGGCUGUGGUUCGUCUUCGCUCUGGAGCUUGAAGGAGGGCAGAGAGGCCAUGGAGCACAGCCACAUCUUCACCGUGCUGUCCACCAACUCCAGUUCCUGGAGUCCUCGCGGUUGCCCUCUCGGACAGUUUCCAGUCAUCUACUACAGUUCCUUGCUGUGCCUCGGCCUGCCUGCAAACAUCCUCACGGUGAUCAUCCUUUCUCAACUGGUGCUGCGGCGACAGAAAUCAUCUUAUAACUACCUACUGGCCCUGGCCAUAGCUGACAUCCUGGUCCUGCUGUUGAUCGUGUUCGUGGACUUCCUGUUGGAGGACUUCAUUCUCGGAGCGCCUCUGCCCCACUCACUCAACAAAGCGGUGCAAGUUCUGGAGUUCUCCUCUAUCCACACCUCCAUCUGGAUCACGGUUCCCCUGACCGUGGACCGAUACAUUGCCGUGUGCCAUCCGCUGCGCUACCACACCGUCUCCUACCCGGCCCGAACUCGCAAAGUGAUCUUGGCGGUGUACGCUGGAUGCCUGAUCACCAGCGUCCCAUAUUACUGGUGGCCGGAGCUGUGGCACGGGCUGCCGGGAGCAAGCGCUGGUGGCCGCAGUAGCAGCGCAGGCCAACACGUGUUGGUUUGGGUCCACUGUGCAACGGUUUACCUGCUCCCCUGCUCUGUUUUCUUCUCGCUCAACGCUAUCAUCGUACGCAAGCUUCGCUGCCGCCGUAGCUGCUUCCGUCUGCGUGGCUACUCCACUGGAAAAACCACGGCCAUCCUGCUGGCCAUCACCUCAGUGUUCGCCGUGCUUUGGGCACCACGCACCCUCAUGAUCCUUUACCACCUUUACACGGCCCAACCGGCGAUGCCUGGACCGGCCAGGCUGCUGCAUUUGGUCACAGAUGUGGCGAACAUGCUGGCGCUUCUCAACACCGGCGUCAACUUCUUCCUCUACUGCUUCAUCAGCAAACGUUUCCGCAGGAUGGCCGGCACGGUGCUAAAGGCCCUUUUCCGAUGCAGGAAGCAGCCGCCGCCAUUUUACGCCAGUCACAACUUCUCCAUCACCAGCAGCCCUUGGAUCUCACCAGCCAACUCGCACUGCAUUAAGAUGCUGGUGUACCAGUACGACAAGAACGGCAAACCAGUCUGCAUAUCCUCCUGAAUGCCAACUCAAGUCAUUCUGUACCAAUAUAACGCUGGCUACUAAGUCAGACGAGCUUGGGAAAAGUCCUUCCCGACUGGUGAUGAGCUGAAGGCGGUGAUCAGUUUGUUGGAAAGUGCCUCAACGAAAGAUUCAGUGUCAGGUUCAGAGACAUCUUACAGCCAAAAUGUGGUUCUUUCUCUGGCAAAAAAAAUAAACAGGAGUGGUCAUUAAGCUAUAACAUGCCUACGCCUUUCAGGAUAUUAAUGCAAAAAAAGACUCAGUCUCAAAGUCAAGAGAAAUUAUGAAAGGCUUGUGCGCAUUCCAGUCAAUGACUGUCCAGUAAGACCAAUGUAUGUUGAUGUGAUUUAAAGAGUUUGUCUCUAGUAGGGCUGGGCAAUAUAAAAAAAUAUAUAUAAAAAAAUUAUAUCUCACUAUUUAUUUCAAAUUUUGACAAUAUUUGUUAUAUAUAUCAAUACUUUUCCAUUUGCUUUCUAUAAAUUUAAAAAGGUGGGUUUUUUGGCCCUCAUGAAAAAUUGUUUACUGCAAAAUGAACACUACUUAAAAAAAGUAUUUAUCUAAUUUAUAUUACUCUCUUAUUUACAUCACGUUUGCAUAGUUAUUAGGGCUGGGGAAAUAAAUGGAUGCAUCACAAACUGAGAAAUGAUUCAGCAUCAGUUCUGAGAUUUUCUGAAUACUUUGCGGUUCUUUCUGGAGUAAAAUCUGAGCUUAGUUUUGAACAGCAGAUGGCACUGCUUGCUUUAGAAACAGCCAUACUCUGCACUGUAAAAAAAAAAAAAAAAAUAAAUAAAUAAAUAAAUAAAAUGUUGAGUCAACUUGUUACAAUUUGUUACCCUGCUGCCUUAAAAUUUUAAGUUCAGUCAACUCAAAUAAGUUUAGUCAACUUGAAAUGUUAAGUUGUACUAAGUCACAACUUAGAUAUUUGAGUUGACUAAACUAAACAUUUGGUUUGCUAAUCUUAAAAGCUGGGCUUCUUAUCCAGCUGCCUAAAAAUUGUUAAAAGUUAAAUCAACUCAAAUAUAUAAGUUGUCACUUAACUUAACAUUUCAAGUUGACUUAACUUUUUUGAUUUGACUUAACUUAACAUUUUAAAGGCAGCCAGGUAACAAAUUAUUUUAAGUUGACUCAACAAAUUGAUUUUUACAGUGUGCAAUUCUGACCUUUUUUCUCUCAUAAUUGUAAGACGCAAACACAAACUCACAAUUACGAGUUGUAAAGUCAGAAUUGUGAGAUAUAAGCUCACAAUUCUGAGAGAAAUAGACAAUUAUGCGAAAAAGUCAGAAUAGUGAAAAAAAAAGAAUUGCGAGAUAUAAACUCAGAUGCGAGUUCAGUGGCGAUUCAGUUAUUCGGAGGUGGGAAAGGCUUCCAUAAGCAAUCUGUGAGCUUGUAGAAUAAAGAAAGUGGACUGAGUGGAUUGUGACUUUCAUGCCUCUGAUUGGUCAGUGCUUGUGAUUGGUUACAAUGCUUAAUGCUGUUAAACGCUGAAAAUAGAAACCUUUGAUGCUCUUCACAACGCACUCACACACAUGGGCAUGGGAGCACUUGAAAUCCCACAAAACAGCUAUAUUCAUCACAUAUUACCUUAGCUUUUAACAUGAUCACAAUUUACAUGAUAUUCUACAUUUUUAACUUCAGUAUUCGAUGUAUUGCCCAGCCCUAGCCUCUAGCAUGGUUUCAGUUGAAUGCGCACCAAAGCAACAUUUCCUGUGAAGAAAAAAGGAUUCAAAGCUGGAGCCAACGAGAUGUUACUGUAUGUGAACCACCUUUCCCCUCUCACCUUCUCAGCAGAGAGACAGAGCCCUCCCUCCCUGUGUGACAUUAAAAAAACCACGCUGGCAUUUUCGUUUAAUAUGCUGUUGGUCUCCAAGGGCCGGUCGCAAACAGCACAAGCUCUUAUUAAAGAAUCAAGCCUUUAGAUAUGCUCAGUGCUGGAAACCUGCUUCGUUAUUACUGCCUGAUGAAGAAUAACAAAAACGCAAUGACUUCUGCUUCAGCAAAAAGCUUCUGGUGCAACUGACUGUUAAGUGUACAAUUAAGGCAAAAAAUACCUUCAGAAAGGAAUUAUUCUUUAUCGGUUAAAUCAAUAUUCUAAGCAACGUCGACACUCAUUGCUCAGUACAUGCACAGAUUUUCUAUCACAGUGACAAACACUAAAUAAUUAAGACUUUUCAACUUCUGUCACACACGUACGCACACUCAUUUAUCCUUUCCCGGGCAGCCUCAAGAAGAAAGAAGGUGAAAAAGAGAAGGCUUUUCAAAUAAAAUCAAUUGCUGUCUCCAGAGUGAGCUAUUGGAGGAAACCACAUUCAUUUAUCUUCACUGCGGCGUGGAGUAACAGGCUGCCAUCUGGAGUGCUUUAACUGUGGUGCAUAUAUAUUUAAUACAGCGGGGAACAUGUGCGUAGAUAAGGUAGACAACUUAAAAAUGUAUGAUCUCUGUCGUAGACAAGGCUGUGUCCACCUGUCUCAUUACACCAGGGCCAACUAUGAAUGCUAAAUGCUGUGUUGGUGUUGAAAUGUAAAAGAGACAAAUGGUGUCUUUCAGGACUGAAAGCGGUUACUUUCCAUUACAGCGUCCAUUUAAAAAAUUGGCCUUUUUGUGGCUUUUAGUCCAAUCCCUGAAGAGCAGUUUGAGGUAUGUAUGCUUGCAUACACCUUAAAGAUGAUAAGUGUAGUUUACACAUUUAAAAUGUUUGAUCUUUCACUUUCAGGGUAAUGGACGAAAAUUAUUAACUUGUUGUCUUGUUUGCAAGGUCACACGUUCUUUCUAAUAAUGCUCCUCCAUACAAAUAAGUGAAUAUGGACUUAUAAGUGAAACAUGUGACUAUUUUUUUGUCUUUAAAGAGUAUACAAACUUACAUACCGCAGUGCUGGGUAGACUGCUUACAAACUGUAGUCUGUUACUGAUUACAAAUUACAGUACAUGAUGAAAAUUAUAGUCAGUAAUGUAAUCUAGAUUACUAAUUUUAGGUAAUGUAUUCUGACUACUUUUGGAUUACUUUUAGAUUACUUUUGACCUAACUUGUUUAUUUAAAGCUGCAGUCCAUAACUUUUUUUGUGUUCAGAAUUUACAAAAUGUAUAUGUGACCCUGCACCACAAAACCAUUCAUAAGGGUAAAUUUUUGGAAAUUGAGAUUUAUACAUCUGAACAAAUAAGGUUUCCAUUGAUGUAUGAUUUGUUAGGAUGGGACAAUAUUUGGCCGAGAUACAACUAUUUGAAAAUCUGGAAUCUGAGGGUGCAAAAAAAAAAAAAAAAAAAAAAAAAACACUGAGAAAAUCGAAUUUGAAGUUGUUCAGAUAAAGUCCUUAGCAAUGCAUAUUACUAAUCAAAAAUGAACAACAAAAUAUCUUUAUGGAACAUGAUCUUUACUUAAUAUCCUAAUGAUUUUUUGGCAUAAAAAAAAUCGAUAAUUUGACCCAUGCAAUGGAUGAAUAUUAGAAAACAUGCAAGUGUGUUAUUAAAUUAUUGAAAUAUUACAUUUAAAUCUCAGGGGGAGUUCAAGUAAAUAUUUUAGGUCAAAGUGGUUUGACUGACGAAAAGGUUUGGGAAUCCAUGUAUCACAUGAAUAAACAUUAAUAAACAUGGAAACACCAUUGCAUGCUCAAAGUCUUCCAGGUUUACAUCAGUUGUACAUCAGCAGUGUUUAGUAAUUUGCGUAAUUAUUUAUUUAAUACACUGUGAACUUGACAGAGAGGUGCUUUUGUCCCCAGAUUCAAAUGCAUAGGUGGUAAAUUAAUUUACAUGACAUUUACAUGGCAAUUAUUUACAUGGCUAUAUUGUAAAUACUCAUUGUUUUCAAUAUGAUGAAUUUUUUUUUUUUUUUUUUUUUUUUUUUUUUU
This is a messenger RNA of Labeo rohita (rohu), 5155 nucleotides long. RefSeq names its product G protein-coupled receptor 139 (gene gpr139). Lineage: Eukaryota; Metazoa; Chordata; Actinopteri; Cypriniformes; Cyprinidae. The record is from RefSeq and is a predicted model, not a curated record. The transcript has 2 exons. Gene Ontology annotation, biological process: G protein-coupled receptor signaling pathway. The coding region runs from base 225 to 1316 and encodes 363 amino acids. Gene Ontology annotation, cellular component: membrane. Gene Ontology annotation, molecular function: neuropeptide receptor activity.